UUGUUCCCCCCCCCCCCCCCCCCCCACACUUUUCCCCUCCGCGAGGUCUCGCGGGAUCGGGCGGGCGGUGGGGCGGAGGCGCUCUCGCGAGAGGCGGGCAGGUCUCGCGAGAGUUGGCGGGUCGCCCCCCCUUGGACGCGGAGCCGUUUCGCUUUGGGAAGUGAGCGGGGGGCGGCGGCGGGCCGGGGGGUGCGGGCGGCGGCGGAGCCCCCUGGGCCCUUCCGCCUGAGGGACCGGCGAGGCGGGGCCCGGGACGCCCGGUGCUGAGGGAACGGGGAGGGAUCGCGGGCCCAGGCCCCGCCUUCCCGGGGCGCCCCCGCGGCGGCGCUGCCCUCCGGGCCUGGGCCCCUCGGAUGAGGCGGUGAGGCCGGUGCCCUUUCCCCUCCCCUCCCGGUUCCUGCCACCCCCCGCUUCCGCCUCCUCCGGGGCCUCCAGGCGCCGCGGGGCCGCGCUCCCUGCCCCGCUCCCCAUGUAGGAGGGGGUGUUGGCGGCAGGGAGGGCUGAGGCCGGGGUGAAUGGUGCGAGGAGCGGGGCGCUGAGGAAGUUUGAAGUUUGGGGGUUUUGGAGGAUUGCCCCCCUCCCCUCUCUCGAGCACAGUGGAGGAGGAAUGCCAAAUCCGGAGAGACAUGGGGGCAAGAAGGAUGGGGGCGGCGGGGGGUCCUUGCAGCACGCGCCUGGCAGCGGGAGUUCGAACAGCAAGGAGAGGCACCGGCUGGCCUCCAGGCACAAGAGGCAUAAGUCCAGGCACUCCAAGGAGUCGCCGCUGGCAGCCCAGGAGACGGCGGCACCCUUGGGCGCGAUGAUCAAGCCGCUGGUGGAGUAUGAUGACAUCAGUUCGGAUUCGGAUACCUUCUCGGAUGAUGUGGCCCUCAAGCUGGACAGGAGGGAGAACGAGGAGAGGAAAGCGGACAGGAGCGAGAGGAUACAGAAGCACCGGCACCACCAGCACAAACGCAUUCGUGAGCUGAUGAAGAGCAAACAGGCGGAAAAAGAGAGGAAGUUAGAAAAGAGCCUGGAGGCAUCCAGCAGGUCCGGGUCCGCCAAGGAGAGAAUAUCGGGAUCCUCCAAGAGACUCCUCGAAAGCGAGGAGCACCCCAAGUCGCUGUCCUCAAAGAGUAGCAACAAGGAGUCCCGGUCGGCCAAAGCGCACAAGGAGAAAUCCAGGAAGGAUCGGGAGCUCAAGUCCAGCCACAAAGAGCGCAGUAAAAGCCAUCGGAAAAGGGAUGCUCCAAAAAGUUACAAAACAAUUGACAGUCCGAAGCGGAAAUCCAGAAGUCCUCACAGAAAAUGGUCUGACAGCCCUAAAUUGGACGACAGCCCCUCAGGAGCCUCCUACAUCCAGGAGUACGACCUCAGCCCUCCCCGCUCUCACACAUCCAGUAACUAUGAUCCCUACAGGAAGAGCCCCGGCGGCUCCUCACGCCGGCAGUCCAUCAGCCCACCCUACAAGGAGCCCGUGGCUUACCAGUCGAACACGCGCUCGCCCAGCCCUUACAGCCGGCGGCAGAGGUCCAUAAGCCCCUAUAACAGGAGGCGCUCCUCAAGCUACGAGAGAGGCAGCGGCUCGUACAGCGGGAGGUCGCCGAGCCCUUACGGCCGACGGCGCUCGAGCAGCCCUUUCGCCACGAAGCGGUCUGUGAGCCGAAGCCCCAUCGCCAGGAAGUCUGUGAAGUCCCGAAGCCGAAGUCCUGGGUAUUCAAGACACUCGUCAUCUCACAGUAAAAAGCAGAGGUCUGGGUCACGCAGUCGCCAUUCCAGUAUAUCACCGACAAGGCUACCACUGAACUCCAGUCUGGGGGCAGAACUCAGCAGGAAGAAAAAGGAGCGAGCGGCAGCGGCAGCAGCUGCAGCCAAGGUGGAUGGGAAGGAGGCAAAGGGCUCGCCUGUUUUCCUGUCUCGAAAGGAGAACAGCUUAGCUGAACUUAAGGAGUCUGGAACAGAAUCUAAAAAGGCCAUCAAAACUGUUAAAUCUGAAAAAUCAUCUUCAGAUACCGAAUUAGUUAAUUUACUGUAUACGAAUGCAGAGACUAAAGCCCCUGCAGAGACAACAAAAAUCAAGGCAGAGGAGAACUCUGAGAGGAAACAUCCUGUUCCAGUUAGAGAUUCAAAACAGACGGGAACAAAAGACUUGAAGCCUGUAGCAGUGGUAGAGGACCUCCUAUCUCCAAAAGAGACAGACACAGCAGAGAAGGAGAUUCCACCCCCACUACCCUCAAUAAAAUCACCUCCUCCACCUCUGCCGACAACCACACCACCACCUCCAACUCCACCGUUGCCGCCUUUGCCUCCGUCACCUGCUGUUCCACCUUUGCCACCAUCCCAACUGACUCCCGUUCAGGUCCCUACUUCAGCCCCAACGUCUUUGCCAUCUUCUUCCCACCCAAGGACGUCUACUUUAUCCUCUCAGGUGAACUCUCAGUCCUCUGUCCAAGUCGCUACAAAAACACAAGUGUCUGUGACGGCUGCUAUCCCACACCUGAAAACUUCAACGUUGCCUCCGCUUCCGCUCCCCCCUAUUUUAGUUGGGGAAGAUGACUUGGAUAGUCCAAAAGAGAUUCUUCCUCCAAAACCUGUGAAGAAAGAUAGAGAGCAGAGACCACGACACUUACUCACGGACCUCCCGCUCCCUCCAGAGCUCCCUGGAGGGGACCCGUCUCCUCCCGACUCCCCGGAACCAAAGGCAGCCACACCACCUCAGCAACCGUUCAAAAAGAGACCAAAAAUCUGUUGUCCUCGGUAUGGGGAAAGGAGGCAGACGGAGAGCGACUGGGGGAAGCGUUGCGUGGACAAGUUUGAUAUCAUUGGGAUUAUUGGAGAAGGGACAUAUGGGCAGGUGUACAAAGCCAAGGACAAAGAUACAGGUGAACUGGUGGCUCUCAAGAAGGUGCGACUGGACAACGAAAAAGAGGGCUUCCCCAUCACGGCCAUCCGCGAGAUCAAAAUCCUUCGGCAGCUGAUCCACCGCAGUGUUGUUAACAUGAAGGAAAUUGUCACGGACAAACAAGAUGCACUGGAUUUCAAGAAGGACAAAGGUGCCUUUUACCUUGUGUUUGAGUACAUGGACCAUGACCUAAUGGGGCUGCUAGAAUCUGGCUUGGUACAUUUCUCAGAGGACCAUAUCAAGUCUUUCAUGAAACAGUUAAUGGAGGGUCUGGAUUAUUGUCACAAAAAGAAUUUCCUUCAUAGAGAUAUUAAGUGCUCCAACAUCUUACUGAACAACAGUGGGCAAAUCAAACUUGCAGAUUUUGGACUCGCCCGACUCUACAGCUCAGAGGAGAGCCGUCCAUACACAAAUAAAGUCAUUACAUUGUGGUAUCGACCUCCAGAAUUGCUGCUAGGUGAGGAGCGUUACACACCAGCCAUAGACGUGUGGAGCUGUGGCUGUAUCCUCGGGGAACUGUUUACAAAGAAGCCUAUUUUUCAAGCCAAUCUGGAACUGGCUCAGCUUGAAUUAAUCAGCCGGCUCUGUGGGAGCCCCUGUCCAGCGGUGUGGCCGGAUGUCAUCAAGUUGCCCUACUUCAACACUAUGAAACCGAAGAAGCAAUACCGAAGGCGCCUGCGUGAGGAGUUCUCCUUCAUUCCUUCGUCUGCUCUCGACCUGCUGGACCACAUGCUGACGCUAGACCCUGGCAAGCGCUGCACAGCAGAACAGGCUUUGCAGAGUGACUUCCUUAAGGAUGUUGAUCUCAGCAAAAUGGCACCUCCAGACCUUCCUCACUGGCAGGAUUGCCACGAGCUGUGGAGCAAGAAACGCCGACGGCAGCGGCAAAGCGGGAUUGCAGUGGAGGAGCCACCGUUAUCAAAAGUUUCUCGGAAAGAAACUACCUCUGUUACAAGCACAGACCCUGUCAAAAACAACAGCAGUCCUGUGCACCCACAGCCUGCCCAGCUCAAAACAGAGUCUGGUGCUGGAGAUGCAGUAGGCCUUGGAGAAAUCACCCAGCAGCUGAAUCAGAGCGAGCUAGCUGUUCUACUGAACUUGCUGCAGAGCCAGACUGAUCUGAGCGUCCCACAGAUGGCCCAGCUGUUGAACGUGCACUCCAACCCAGAGAUGCAGCAGCAGCUGGAGGCUCUCAACCAGUCCAUCAACGCGCUGACAGAAGCCACCACGCAGCAGCACGAGUCUCAGGCGGCAGCGGCGGCGGAGGAAGCUGUGGAAGAGCCACCCACGGAGACCCAGCUACCGGAGGAGCAGGCGACUCCAGAAACAGCCAGCGCUCAGGGAGAUAUGCAGAACGUGCUGGCCGUUCUGCUGAGUCAGCUGAUGAAGAGCCAGGAGCCCGUUAUAACCCUGGAGGAGAGCAACGGGGAGAAGAGCGGUGAGCAGCGGGGGCCAAGGAAAACCCCUACAGUGCACCCGGAGGAAAGUACAGCAUGUCCUCCUCGCAUUCUCCCACCAGAGAAGAGACCCCCCGAGCCCCCCGGACCGCCGCCGCCGCCGCCCCUCUCCGAAGGCGAUCUCUCCAGCGCAGCCCAAGAGUUGAACCCGGCCGUGACGGCCGCGCUGCUGCAGCUCUUUUCCCAGCAAGAGACGGAGCCGCUCGGCCACCCGACGCACGAACACCACCAGCCCUCGAGAGCCGCGGACUACGGCAGGUCCCACUCCUCCAGGACUUACAGCGCCGAGGGCUCCGAGGGGGGAUUUGGUGCCGAGGAGCUGAAUUCAGGCCAGACUCUGCUAGAACCCUCUGCCCAGCCUCUGGGGAAAAGCAGGACCUUCUUGGGCUCCGUGAGCCACCUCGGGGAGACGAGCAGUUACCAGGGCACGGGAUCUGUCCAGUUUCCAGGGGACCAGGACCUCCGCUUCGCCCGAGUCCCCGUCACCGUCCACUCGGUCGGGCAAUCUUUCACGAAAGCCGAGGGGAGCAACAACACGCUGGUACAUCCGGAGGCCAAAAUUCAAAAUUACGGCGAGCUGGGACCGGGGACGGCCGGUUCCAGCGGGGCAGGAACAGGUCCCAGCUGGGGUGCCCCGACCCAGGCGGCUCCCUCGUACGGGAAGGCGUACCGUGGGGCUGGCAGAGUGCCUCCGCGGGGCGGCCGGGGCCGAGGGGUUCCCUACUGAGCUGCGAGGUGUCCCCCCUCCCUCACCUCUCCCCCCCUUUAGUGACAUGACUUUAAUUAUUUUGGGGGGGGGUGGUAAUUUUUCUUUUUUUCUUUUUUUUUUUUUUUUUUUUUUUUCUUUGCCGGAGCAAGGUCUCGUUUGCAUUUCAGCUGCUGCAAAGCUCCCUGUUUGUAUUCCUUGCUAGGCUGCCGGCGGGGCCCCCCCACUCCCCUCCCCUUCCCAUGACUUACUGUAGGGUCCCCGCUUGGGCGUCUCGCUGGCCAAAACCUCUUGCGCUUGGUUAGUGACCCAACAAAACUGAAAAAAGGAGAAAAAAAAAAAAAAAAAAAAAAGAAAGAAAAAAAACAAGAAAAAAAAAAACAAAAAACAAAAAAAAAAAACACACACCACCGCAAAAGACGGUGAGCUUUCUGCCCUGAGCCAGCAGAGUUGGGGGGGGGGGGGGAAAUUGUUUAAAUAAAUAGGAAUGAAACAAACCCAACCCUGUGGGAAGAAGGAAAUUUAAAAAAAAAAAAAAAAAAAAAAAAAAAAGCUUCACAAGCUGGGCACCGGCGCUUCUCCGUGGGGGAAGCGUGGGGCAAUGUUCAGGUAGGGCUGAGGGAGAGUCUGGUUCCCGAAGCAAUUUUUUUUUUUUUUUGUUUCUUUGUUUGCUUUCCCAAUUUCCUUUAAAAAAAAAAAAAAAAAACUUUAAAUUUGCAGAGGCGCCUGGGCCAGGUCUCCUGGCUGGGGAGACCCAGGGGGUGGCACAGGCUGGUGCUCAGUCCCGCUGGCCCCGGGGCCAGGCCAGCAGCCUUGGCCCACCGGCUUUCCUGGAGGGUCUCCUUGGGCUUUGUAGGUUUUGUACCUCCUGCUAGAACUUUGCAGUAGGAAUCUUUUUUUUUUUUUUUUUUUUCCCUCCUUUUUUUUUUUUUUUUAAGAGCCGAAGAGAACACCUCCCUUGAAAAUACGUAUAUUUCUUUGUAAUUCAUAUCUUCCGAAACACUUAAUUAAAGAAAAAAGGAAAAAAAAAAAAACAAUUUCUGGUGGGGGGUCACCGCCAGGUAGGAGUGUCCUUUGUACCCGCGUUCCCCCCGGGCGGGCGUUGCGUGUCCCGGCCGCGUCGGUCGGGCUCCCCCAGCAGCAUCUCAGUACCUUGAGGCUUACCAGGCGUUAAUGUAUCAUUUCUAUAAGCAUAUAUAUAUUUUUGUUGUUGUCAAGGAAGUAUUUACAAUGAAUUUUCUCCUCCCGCAGAACCUUGCGAUGUUGUCCAUUUCAAUGAGACUUAAACAAAAGAGAUGAAUAAAACAAAGGUACAUA
Molecule: messenger RNA, 6361 nt
Organism: Tyto alba (common barn owl)
Lineage: Eukaryota; Metazoa; Chordata; Aves; Strigiformes; Tytonidae
Gene: CDK12
Product: cyclin dependent kinase 12
Exons: 14
Coding region: 608-5065 (1485 amino acids)
Biological process (GO): transcription elongation by RNA polymerase II; protein phosphorylation; positive regulation of transcription elongation by RNA polymerase II
Cellular component (GO): nucleus; cyclin/CDK positive transcription elongation factor complex
Molecular function (GO): cyclin-dependent protein serine/threonine kinase activity; ATP binding; RNA polymerase II CTD heptapeptide repeat kinase activity
Source: RefSeq, a predicted model, not a curated record